Messenger RNA from Vicia faba (fava bean), 402 nucleotides. Lineage: Eukaryota; Viridiplantae; Streptophyta; Magnoliopsida; Fabales; Fabaceae. The record is from the annotation of a GenBank genome assembly.
AUGAACCAUCUUCUCCGAAAUAAUCUUCUCUUUUUCACUUCCUCACGUUCAUCAUCGCAAUCUCGCACGCUUCUCGUUCGGUUUCAACUAUGCGAGUUCUCAUCUUCUCAUACUCCCUAUUCCCACUGGAAGCGUCACGACGAUGAAUCCCGCAAUGUUAGGGUUUCGGUGUGGUGGGAUUUCGAGAACUGCAACGUGCCUGCUGGUGUUAACGUUUCCAAAGUAGCACCUGCUAUCACUGGCGCUGUUAGAGCUAAUGGAAUUAAAGGUCCCGUUCAUAUUACCGCUUUCGGCGAUGUUUAUCAGAUUUCAAGGCCUAAUCAGGAAGCACUUGCUUUCACUGGGAUUCAUCUUACUCACAUUCCAAACGGUUCGUUUCAGUUCCUCUCUUAUUUGGAAUAA